This is a messenger RNA of Terrapene triunguis (Three-toed box turtle), 1198 nucleotides long. RefSeq names its product hyaluronan and proteoglycan link protein 4 (gene HAPLN4). The transcript has 5 exons. Gene Ontology annotation, biological process: cell adhesion. Gene Ontology annotation, molecular function: hyaluronic acid binding. The record is from RefSeq and is a predicted model, not a curated record. NCBI's taxonomy places the organism in Eukaryota, Metazoa, Chordata, Testudines, Emydidae. The coding region runs from base 53 to 1198 and encodes 381 amino acids.
UCCGCCAGCCGGGGGCUGCCCUGGGCCGGACCCCGCGCCCUGCCCCGGGACAAUGAUGCAGCCCAUGUGCCGUGCCACCACCCUGCUACUUCUCAUCGCCGUCCUCUCCUCCCCGCCGGCGCUCAGCGAGAGGGGGCGCAAGAAGGUCGUCCACGUGUCAGAGGAUGAGAGCGGGGCCGUGGUCGUCCAGACGGCGCCAGGGAAGGUGGUCACCCACCGGGGCGGGACCAUCAUCCUCCCCUGCCGGUACCACUACGACGUGUCAGCCCACGACCCUGCCGAGAUCCGCCUCAAGUGGACCAAAGUGAUGGACCCGAUGUCUUUCGUGGACGUCUUCGUGGCCAUGGGGAAGGAGCGCAGGGCCUUUGGGAGUUACCGGGGGCGCACGGCGCUGCAGGAGGAUGGGGCAGGGGACGCCUCCCUCAUCAUCCGCAACGUCACCCUGCAGGAUUACGGGCGGUAUGAGUGCGAGGUCACCGAUGAGCUGGAGGACGACACGGGCGUGGUGAAGCUGGAUCUGGAAGGAGUGAUCUUCCCGUACCACCCGCGCCUCGGCCGCUACACCCUCAACUUCCAUGAGGCCCAGGAGGCGUGUCUGGCCCAGGACGGCAUCCUGGCCUCCUACGACCAGCUGCACAAGGCCUGGCUGGAGGGCAUGGACUGGUGCAAUGCCGGCUGGCUGGAGGACGGCUCCGUGCAGUACCCCAUCUCCAGGCCCCGAGACGAGUGCGGCCGCAAAGACACCCCAGUCGGGGUCAGAACCUACGGGUACCGGCACAAGGACGACGAGCGCUACGACGCCUUCUGCUUCACGUCCAACCUGAACGGCAAAGUCUACUUCCUGAAGACCUACCGCAAGCUGAGCUACCCCGAGGCCCUCCAGGCUUGCAAGAAGAACGGUGCCAAGGUGGCCAAGGUGGGCCAGCUCUACGCUGCCUGGAAGAUCCAGCUGCUGGACAAAUGUGAGGCGGGCUGGGUGGAGGAUGGCAGCAUUCGCUAUCCCAUCGUCAACCCCCGGGCACGCUGCGGGGGCCAGGAGCCCGGCGUCCGCAACUUGGGCUUCCCAGACAAGAAGUACAAGCUCUUCGGGGUCUACUGCUACAAGAAGGCCAGCGAGGGGUCCCCCAAGAAGGCCAGCGAGGGGUCCCCCAAGAAGGGCAGGGAGGAGCCGGGCAAGGGGAGGCCUCUCCAGGUGUAA